Zymoseptoria tritici IPO323 is the source of this 2028-nucleotide messenger RNA. RefSeq lists its product as uncharacterized. Gene Ontology annotation, cellular component: fungal-type vacuole. Gene Ontology annotation, molecular function: serine-type carboxypeptidase activity. The record is from RefSeq and is a predicted model, not a curated record. The transcript has a single exon. The annotation marks the transcript as partial. Gene Ontology annotation, biological process: proteolysis. Lineage: Eukaryota; Fungi; Ascomycota; Dothideomycetes; Mycosphaerellales; Mycosphaerellaceae.
CCCAUCGCACGAGCUCAAUAUCCACCACCAGCCUCAUACGACAACAUCCUGACCUCGCCCGUAAAUCCAAAGGUCACAGUCUCUUACAAGCAGCCUGCGAAUGGCACUUGCACCACUGCCUUCUCUACGCAAAAGCAAUAUACCGGAUACAUUGAGCUUCCACCAUAUACGCUCGCUCCAAUACAGCAGAACUACUCGAUAAACACCUUCUUUUGGUUCGUAGAAGCUCGGCAGACACCCGAGUCAGCACCUCUGACGAUAUGGCUCAACGGAGGACCGGGAUCGAGCAGCAUGUUUGGCAUGUUCAAUGAGGUGGGACCGUGUGAGGUAGUACAAAAGACGGAUGGCAGCUAUGGUACACAGAUGCGGGCAUUCGGAUGGGACAGGGCCUCGAACAUACUCUUCAUCGAUCAGCCCAAUCUCGUCGGAUUCUCAUACGAUGUUGCGACAAAUCUAUCGGUGGACCUCAUAACGGGACAAUACGAUCAGCCACUGGACAGGCCAAAGAUCGGUUUGGCGGCGUCCGUCACUCUGAACGGAACGUUUCCCUCCAUCGGGCCAUAUCAGACGUCUGCGAACACCACCGAGAUUGCUGCAGUUGCGACAUGGCAUUUUCUGCAGACGUGGCUAUCCACAUUCAAACAGUACAACCCAGCCACACGACCCAAUGUCACCACGCCGAAUUCAGAUGAGCCAGCAGGUGUCAGUCUCUUUACUGAGUCCUACGGUGGCAAGUAUGGGCCAGUAUUCGCUUCGUACUUUGAGGAGCAGAACGAUGCCAUAGCCAGUGGUACACUGUCCAGCGCUACGACCUUGCCUAUCAGAGUGCAAUCUGUAGGAAUCAUGAACGGAAUCGUGGACGAUCUCAUUCAGGAUUACUACUACCCACUGUUUGCGUUCAACAACACUUACGGCGUUGAUAUUAUCAGCCAGACUCAACAGCUAAAUGCUUUGAACGACUACAACAAUGACUGCGUGCCUGCAAUCAAUGCCUGUCGCAUGGCUGCAGGCACAGACCUACACGGAGAUGAUGACAACGCUAAUCGCUUGUGUCGAAUCGCUCGGACCACAUGCAGCCAACUGACUGCGUUGAUCGGUCCGAGUCAGUACUACCCGUAUGACAUUCGUCAGAAGGAGCCGACUCCAGACCCCUCGGCGGCCUAUCAGGAGUACCUGAACAAUGCUUCUGUGCUUGAAUCAAUUGGCGCUCGCGUCAACUAUACAGAGAGCAAUCAGAAUGUGUUUGACGCUUUCGUUUCCACUGGCGAUACAGUCCGCGGCGGUAUGAUUCAAGACCUUGCCGAUCUGCUCAAGCGCGGCGUACGCGUGGCUUUGGUGUACGGCGACGCAGACUAUCUUUGCAAUUGGAUGGGCGGUCAGGCUGUCGCCUUUGCGAUCGCAGAUGCGCUAUCGAACUCAACCUCGCCAGCAUCCGUCGAUGCAUCCGGUGCCAGUCAGGCGCUGACAUAUUCCGCCGGCUUCGCCAAAGCAGGCUACGCAGAUAUCGUGGUCAACGACACAUACGUGGGCGGUGCCGUCCGUCAGUAUGGGAACCUCAGCUUCUCCCGCAUCUACGACGCCGGACACUUCAUUCCUUACUACCAACCAGAAACCGCCUUCCAGGUUUUUGCCCGUGUUUUGUUUGGCAAAGAUCUGUCUUUUGGCCAAGAAGUGGACCUGCAGACAUUCGCUUCCAACGGCACAGCAAAUUCGACAUAUGUCAACAAGAUUCCUGAUCCUCCCAAGCCGACGUGCUGGCUCCGCAGCUGGAACUCCUCUUGCGGCCAAGAUGACAUGGAAGCGAUGAGUAACGGCCAGGGCGUCGUGGAGUUUGGCAUCUUCUAUCAGGAUGCAGAUGAUGUAGUGAGACCGAGUAAAACGGUCGAAGCUGGUAUUCCUGGCUCACCGAUGAAUACGCCAUCGUUUAGUUCGGGUACGAAGGUGGAUCAAGGCACAAGCAGUUCUUCGGUGGCGUUGACGGGCUUCUACACAGCUACUGGGACGCCGAAGCCAAAGAAGGGGGCAGCG